AUGAGAAAAUCUAAUUCUGGCUACUGGAUAAGUGUUGAGUGUGGGAGAGGGCUUGGUCUACACUGUCGCCGUCGGCAGUUUCCCGUUUUUCACCGUUGAAUAAAUUAUGAUAUCCAGUUGAGACUGAUGACCGAUUAGCGUACGGUGACGAGAUCUCAGACAAUAAUGCUGCCGAGUCCAAUAUCGUCUGCUCGUAUGGACCAGAUGAUGUCCAUCCUGAUCUGAUGUGCGACCCAGACUGCAAAAGUGAACCAGAAGACGAGCGAGAGUGAUCGACUCCCAUACCGAUCAACCCUCCAGCAGCACACAUUCGGCCUUUUCGUUUUCGUUCUUGAAUUUUCUGUCGUAUCUCCUCCAUUUUGUGCAUACCGAGGGCAGCAGCUUCUUCAUCUCGUUCUUUCUUCGUAUUUUCCAGUAUUUCACCGAAAUUCACUCUCUCAUCAUUCAACAGCGUGAUACGACGGUCCUUUUCACGUUUAGCUAGACGUUCUUGUGCAUUACUUAAAGCCUUCUCAAGCAUUGAAAUAUGUGUUCGUUGUUCUUCAAGUGUAGCAUUUUGAGCUUCCAGUUCCAAACGUUGACGUUCCUUCACCGUGACUAAUUCCUUAUUUUGAGGGAUUAUUUCUGCUAAAAGCAUAUUUAACUGAUUCACUUUCUCCAUUGCCUGAGCGUUUGGCAGAGAAAACUGCUCCAAUCGAUCUUGUAGCGCUUCCUUCUCGGAGAUCACCCUUUUCAGAUGCAUUUCCAUCUGGACUAAUGCUGACUUUUCUACACCUUCUUGUCGUUCUUUCUCUCUCAAGAGAUUUUCGUAAUCCUUUUCUAUUCGUUCAUAAGCAGCCUCCAUCUGUUGGAGUUUGACGAGCUUCUUUUUAUUGGCUUCAAUUUCACGUUUCAAGUGGAGAUUUUCUUCCCGUAAUGAUUGUAUUAACUUUUGAUUAUUCGGCACCCUUUGUAUACCAUUUCCAUUGGACUGCCCCUCAUGUUGCUCACAGGACCCGAAUCCUGACGAUACCCGAUUGGGGAAUUGAUUAACGGAUUGGUGAACAUGACUAGCCGAAUAAUCAGGUGGUUUAUCAGAUAUGGCGAUAAGGCAUGGCUGUGAAUGGCUCAUCGGAUGUGAACGACCGGGCGAUGGAGCUAUGGAUACAGAUGCAACGCCGUGGCUUUCAAUUUUGUUUAUAUUGUUCCUCGAUGGAGUCUUGGCCUGUGAUGCAGAUGGUGCUCGCUGUUGUUGCAAUUUCACCUGACUUUGAUAUUUCUCUAACAUCAGUUGUAGCUUCCGAUCACCAUCAUCCCCUGAAACAUUAA
This is a messenger RNA of Haemonchus placei, 1308 nucleotides long. NCBI's taxonomy places the organism in Eukaryota, Metazoa, Nematoda, Chromadorea, Rhabditida, Trichostrongylidae. The record is from the annotation of a GenBank genome assembly.